Penicillium vulpinum is the source of this 1164-nucleotide messenger RNA. RefSeq lists its product as uncharacterized. NCBI's taxonomy places the organism in Eukaryota, Fungi, Ascomycota, Eurotiomycetes, Eurotiales, Aspergillaceae. The coding region runs from base 1 to 1164 and encodes 387 amino acids. The transcript has 4 exons. The record is from RefSeq and is a predicted model, not a curated record.
AUGGAUUUCAAACUUUCUAUAAAACCAUUUGAAUACUUUUUCGAUCCUGCUCCUCUCAAUGAUGACUACGCAUCUCUGAAUCUCUUUCCAUUUUUGGAGGCAUCUACCAGAGAAGCAAUCCCUGGCCUAGAGGACAGCAACUGCUUUAACCCUCGUCAUAUGGGCUUGCCAUGGUCCACUACCUUUCCAGCUGCGGUUCAAAGCAAAUACUGGCGUGACGCUCAAGAAGCAGCGACAGAGCUCUUUGAGAAGAUACGUGCCGCCGCUAAGGCCAAGGGAAAGGAGAUGCGUGACAACGAAAUGACAAACGAGGAGAUAUCGAAGAGCCGAGAUGCGCUUCUCAUCGAUACUGCCAUCUCCGCGCCAAUGAACAUGUUUCCCGCCGCAAAUGCCAAUCAGGCAAGAAUUUUAGCCAAAGGAAAUAUAUUCAUAUUCAUUCAUGAUGACGAUGUCGAUUGCCAAAGCUAUGGAACAGGUACAAACGUGCUUAAAGAAGCCUUGGAAGAGCUUCAGUCUUUACCCGAAGAACUGGAGAGGUACCGAGGACCAUGGAAAAACCCACUUUUCCAAGAAUGGGUUGAUGAAUGCGCCCAGGAAAAUUUCGAGGCAGGUUUAGAGUUUGUCCAGGGGGCACUCAUUUGGGCCAAGCAUACUCUUGAUAAUCCGCCAAAGAAACAAGAACACUUCUCUUCAUGGCCUGAUUAUGUUUACUUCCGGAUCAAGGAUUUCAUGACAAUCGGUGUCAGCGGAAUGUUGCAGCUUUCUUGCGCCAUCAAAGUUCCUGCGCCAGAAAGGAAGGCUUUGGAUGAGAUGUAUAGGCUAUAUAUGAUGCAUUUCAGCCUCACUAACGAUCUCUAUUCCUAUGAGAAGGAGAUGCUGGAAGCCAAAGAAGAAGGGGUAGCAAUUGUUAAUGGGGUUCCCGUCAUCGCGCAUCUUCUUAACGUAUCCAGAAAAACUGCGAAGACUAUCCUUCGGAUGAUCUUAAUAGAUCUGGAGAAUCAACUCCACGUUGUUUACAACGCUCAUGUUCAAUCAGGAAUGCUGAAUGAUCGUCAGCUUCGGUACGCAAGAUCGAUGAUUGAGGGACUUUCUGGGAAUUUAUUCUACUCGGCUACCAUUGGCCGCUAUGCCCGUGCCAUUCCUGGUUCCCAUGUCAUGAAUUAA